Messenger RNA from Pyricularia pennisetigena, 1323 nucleotides. RefSeq lists its product as uncharacterized. Gene Ontology annotation, biological process: GPI anchor biosynthetic process. Gene Ontology annotation, cellular component: glycosylphosphatidylinositol-mannosyltransferase I complex; membrane. Gene Ontology annotation, molecular function: alpha-1,4-mannosyltransferase activity; GPI mannosyltransferase activity. The transcript has 2 exons. The record is from RefSeq and is a predicted model, not a curated record. The coding region runs from base 1 to 1323 and encodes 440 amino acids. NCBI's taxonomy places the organism in Eukaryota, Fungi, Ascomycota, Sordariomycetes, Magnaporthales, Pyriculariaceae.
AUGUCGUCCCCAAAACCCCCCGGGACCUCACGACCCGGGCCGGCCCGGACGGUCGACACCUUCUUCAACUCCCCAUCGGCAGUCUAUACGGCAGCGACCCUCCUGCGGCUGGGCAUGCUCCUCUACGGCCUGUGGCAGGAUGCCGUCUCGCCCGUAAAGUACACCGACAUCGACUACCUCGUCUUCACGGACGCGGCUCGCUUCGUCGCCGGCGGUGGCUCCCCUUACGACCGCGAGACGUACCGCUACACGCCGCUUCUGGCCUGGAUGCUCGUGCCCACCACGGCCUGGUUCGAGUUUGGCAAGGUGCUGUUUGCCGCCGCCGAUCUCGCCGCCGGCCACCUGCUCGUCUCCGUCCUGGUCCGCCAUGGAGGCAUGGACGGCGCCGCCGCCAGGCGCUACGCGGCCGUCUGGCUGCUGAACCCCAUGGUCGCCGCCAUCAGCACCCGCGGCAGCAGCGAGGGCCUGCUGGGCGUCCUGGUCGCUGCUCUGCUGUGGGCCGUGCUGGAGCGCCGCGUCGUCCUCGCAGGUCUCAUCCUCGGCCUGGGCGUCCACUUCAAGAUCUACCCCUUUAUCUACGCCCCGGCCAUUGUGUGGUGGAUGGAUCGAGAGCGGAUGCAGCGGCCUGGCGCCGUCGCCUCAUCCUCCUCCUCGCCAGCUGCCUCUGCCGCAGAUGCUAUCGCCCGCUUCGUCACCGGGGACAGGGUCACCCUCGCCGCCGUCAGCCUGGCGACGUUCAUGGGCCUAAACUACGCCAUGUACGCCCUGUACGGCACCGAGUUCGUCGUGCACACGUACCUGCACCACGUCAGCCGCAUCGACCACCGCCACAACUUCAGCCCCUACAACACGCUGCUGUACCUCAACUCGGCGUCUCCCGCCUCGGCCUCGUCCCCCUUCAGGAUCGAGUCCGUCGCCUUCCUGCCGCAGCUGCUGCUCUCGACCGUCCUCAUCCCCCUGGUCCUCGCCAAGCGCCACCUGCCGACCAGCAUGCUGGCGCAGACGUUUGCGUUUGUGACCUUCAACAAGGUCUGCACCAGCCAGUACUUUUUGUGGUACAUGGUCCUGCUCCCGCUGUACCUCCCGCACUCGUCCUUCUUGCGCAACGGCCGUCUCGGCCUGGCCGCGCUGCUGCUCUGGGUGGCCGGCCAGGCCGCCUGGCUGCAGCAGGGCUACCUGCUCGAGUUUCUAGGCCAGAGCACCUUUUUGCCGGGGCUCUGGGUGGCUUCGCUGGGUUUCUUUCUCGUCAACUGUUGGAUACUGGGAGUCAUUGUGUCCGACGUGGUCAAUGUUCCUGUGCGACGUGGCUCGGUCAAGAACUAG